GAGAAAUUCCUGUCUGUAGAUAAGGUUUAACCUUCCAGGAAGAUCAUAAGGUUGAUCCUGGCAGUUGAUAACAUCGUUUAAUCGGAUUUCAACCCCUCACAACAGAGCUUUUAUUUAUUUUUAUUUAGUGAACUUUUUUAUUACUAACGUCGAAAUGUCUGUCAAAAGUUUAAGCAUGAUGAAAAAAAUUUUAAUCGCGAACAGGGGUGAAAUAGCGUGCAGGGUGAUGAGGACCGCUAAAAGGCUUGGGAUUCGAACUGUGGCCGUUUUCAGCGAUGCCGAUGUCGAUUCUCUUCAUGUCAAAAUGGCAGAUGAAGCAUUUUACAUCGGUCCACCUCAGGCACAGGAAAGCUAUCUGAGAGGGGACAAAAUCAUAGAUGUUGCUAAACAAGCAAAUGCCCUUGGAAUUCACCCAGGAUAUGGGUUUUUAUCUGAAAAUGUCGAAUUUGCUGAACUAUGUCAAAAAGAAGGUAUUAUAUUCAUAGGACCCCCCUCUUCAGCUAUUAGAGAUAUGGGUAUCAAAAGCACUUCUAAAUCUAUUAUGGAGGCUGCGGGAGUUGCCACUGUCCCAGGGUAUCAUGGAGAUAAUCAGGAUAUACACUUCCUUGAAGAGAAAGCAAAUGAAAUAGGGUUUCCUGUCAUGAUAAAAGCUGUGAGAGGAGGAGGAGGAAAGGGGAUGAGAAUAGCACACACAAAAGAAGAUUUUCAAGCUGCUUUGGAAUCUGCCAAAAGAGAAUCUCUGAGGGCGUUUAAUGAUGAUAAUGUCCUACUUGAAAAAUAUAUUGGCAGGCCUAGGCAUGUGGAGGUUCAAGUUUUUGGAGACAAACACGGGAAUUAUGUACACCUUUUUGAAAGAGAUUGUAGUGUACAAAGAAGACAUCAGAAAGUCAUAGAACAAGCUCCUGCACCGGGUGUUGACAACAAAUUAAGACUGGAACUUGGAGAAGCUGGUGUCCGAGCUGCAAGAGCUGUAAAUUAUGUUGGAGCAGGAACUGUUGAAUUUAUUUUUGACACAAAUGAAAAUAAAUUUUACUUUAUGGAGAUGAAUACUAGAUUGCAGGUAGAGCACCCAAUCACUGAAAUGAUAACAGGUGUUGAUCUGGUUGAAUGGCAGCUGAGAGUGGCAAGCGGUGAAAAAAUUCCUCUCAGGCAAGAAGAAAUCACAUUAAAAGGCAGUUCAGUGGAAGCUAGGAUUUAUGCUGAAGACAUCCUUGGCGGUUUUCUACCUACUGCAGGACACCUCGACCUUAUGUCGACCCCUUCUGGGGAAAAUAUUCGGGUUGAAACUGGUGUUACCUCAGGAGACGACGUAUCUGUUCAUUAUGAUCCAAUGAUAGCUAAAUUAGUCGUGUGGUCACCUCAAGAAGAAACGUCACUUUCUAAAAUGGUGUCAGCACUGGGUGAAUUCAAUAUUGUCGGGGUAGAAAAUAACGUUGAUUUUUUACGGAGGCUUUGCCUUCAUAAUGACCUAAUCAAAGGAAAUGUCCAUACUGGCUUUAUAGAUGAACAUAAAAACAGCCUUAUGCCCACUCCCCCGAAUGAUAUAGUUGUCAUUAAGGCAGCUUUGAGUGUUAUUCUAAGAGAAAUAGCAAGAACAAAAGAAAUGGCUUUUAAGUCAGUGGAUAAAUUCAAUCCCUUUUCUCUUGAAGGUCCCUUUAGACUUAACCAUGAACAUACACGUGUUGUGAAAUUGCUAUAUCAAGAAAAAGAGUAUAAUGUUGUUAUUAAGUCUGAUAUUAAUUCUGAGUGGAUGAAAGCAAAAGUAAACGAUAGUCCUGAAGUUAAAGUUAAGGGCAAGAUUGAAACAAAAGAUGGUUUUUCAUAUGUUACAUUUUGGACUCCUCAGGAUGUCUCUUCUAUGAAGAUAGGACACAGCAAAGAUGAUUUAUUUCUAUUUUGCAAGGAUGGCAAUUUUAAAAUUGGAAUGAAGUCAGAAGAUUUAGGUGGAGGGGAUUUUUCUCAAAGCGAAGGCUCACUCUCACAGGCUGUUUCACCAAUGCCGGGCGUUGUUGAAAAGAUAAUUGUUAAAAAUGGAGACACUGUAAAGAAAGGGGAUCCUGUUGCUGUUGUAAUCGCUAUGAAAAUGGAACAUGUAAUCAAAGCUGAGAUGGACGGAACAGUGGAGUCAGUCCUAUUUCAAGCUGGUCAAAACGUUGGGAAAAACAUGCCAAUUGUUAAAUUUGCCGCUAAAGAAUAAAUUACAUGUCUUACGAAGUUUAUGACAAGUACUAAUUAGUGCCAAAAUCAAUACCAGUGAGAGUAUUUAAAAAAAAUACUUUCAAUCAUUGUUUUAAAAAAAUUGUUAUUUUAUUAGACACUUUUAAAUGUUAUAU
Cimex lectularius (bed bug) is the source of this 2333-nucleotide messenger RNA. RefSeq names its product methylcrotonoyl-CoA carboxylase subunit alpha, mitochondrial (gene Mccc1). The transcript is spliced from 13 exons. The coding region runs from base 155 to 2197 and encodes 680 amino acids. The record is from RefSeq and is a predicted model, not a curated record. Gene Ontology annotation, cellular component: mitochondrion. NCBI's taxonomy places the organism in Eukaryota, Metazoa, Arthropoda, Insecta, Hemiptera, Cimicidae. Gene Ontology annotation, molecular function: ATP binding; methylcrotonoyl-CoA carboxylase activity; metal ion binding.